GUGUCGUGGUGUAGUUGGUUAUCACGUCAGUCUAACACACUGAAGGUCUCCGGUUCGAGUCCGGGCGUCGCCAUUGUCUUUUUCGUAUUUCUCCAGCAGGAACCUUAUCAAACGACGUCGUUCGCCAUCAUCUUCCGAGAAUUCUCGUCAUAUACAGUCGGCAGUUCGAACACGGUGGCGGAAGUCAAAUGGAAAGCCGAUCACGGCGGAGCUCAGUGCGAUCCAAGGCCGACCUAUCAACGUCAUUGCGGCGCGCUUGGUACCAUUUAAGGCUGUCGGUUCGGGAUCCGACUCGGGUACGAACUUGGGACGCCAUCUUAUUGACGGCGGCUAGCCCUGAGCAAGCGGAGCUCUACAACUGGCAGCUCAAUCGCGCCAAGCGCAUGGGCCACAUUGCCUCCUCCACUAUUACUCUGGCUGUUCCUGACCCUAACGGUCAGCGCAUCGGCUCUGGAGCUGCCACUCUCAAUGCCAUUUCCGCUCUCGCCAAGCACCUCCACCAGCUCUCGCUGGUCGAUUCACCGGUGGCAGGUUCAAGGAACUGCAAUUCUGUUUCUUCAUUCUCUGAAAGCCCAAAUAAUGAUAUUCCACUCCUAGCACUUGUUGAAUUAAUCAGAAAAAAGCAUAUUUUACUGCUUCAUGCUGGAGGAGACUCCAAGAGGGUCCCAUGGGCUAACCCAAUGGGAAAAGUUUUCCUUCCACUUCCAUAUAUGGCAGCAGAUGACCCUGAUGGUCCAGUUCCCUUGCUCUUUGAUCAUAUACUUGCAAUUGCUUCUUGUGCAAGACAAGCUUUUCAGGAUGAAGGUGGGAUGUUCAUCAUGACUGGGGAUGUUCUUCCCUGUUUUGAUGCCUUCAGCAUGGUACUUCCAGAGGAUACGGCCUCUAUUGUAACUGUUCCUAUAACCCUUGAUAUUGCUUCCAACCAUGGUGUCAUCGUGGCAUCUAUGUUUGGGUCAUGGAAUGAUAAUAGUUCAGUCUUUUUAGUCGAGAAUUUGCUUCAAAAACCUAGCGUAGAGGAUCUCAUUGACCACAAAGCAAUUCUAGAUGAUGGCAGAACAUUACUUGACACAGGAAUUAUAGCAGUCAAAGGUAAAGCAUGGGUGGAUCUGGUCAUGCUUGCAUGUUCCAGUCAACGAAUGAUAUCAGGACUUCUGAAAAGCAAAAAAGAGAUGAGUUUGUAUGAAGAUCUGGUAGCAGCAUGGGUGCCUGCUAAGCAUGAAUGGUUGAAGCCACGCCUUUUGGGUGAGGAACUUGUUGCAGCAUUGGGAAAACAGAAGAUUUGUACCUAUUGUGCAUAUGAUCUCUUAUUUUUGCACUUUGGAACCUCAAGCGAAGUUCUGGAUCACCUUAAUGGUACUGGUUCAGGACUUGUUGGUAGGAGGCACCUGUGUUCAAUUCCAGCAACCACAGUGUCUGACAUUGCUGCCUCAGCUAUGAUUGUUUCUAGCAAAAUAGCUCCUGGUGUUUCUAUUGGUGAGGAAUCACUUGUAUAUGAUUCCUGCAUUUCAACUGGUGUCCAGAUUGGUUCUCAGUCAAUAGUUGUUGGUGUAAAUGUGCCUGAAGUCCAUAAUACCGUGGCUAGAAAUUCAUUCAGGUUCAUGCUUCCCGAUCGCCAUUGUCUUUGGGAGGUUCCCUUGGUAGGAUGCAAAGAGAGAGUUAUAGUAUACUGUGGUCUCCAUGACAAUCCAAAAAAUUCAGUUUCAAAGGAUGGGACCUUCUGUGGGAAACCGUGGAAGAAGGUUCUAGGUGAUUUAGGAAUUCAUGAUGCUGAUCUGUGGGGCCAUAAAGAAAGCAAAGAUAAGUGUUUGUGGAAUGCUAAAAUAUUUCCUGUUCUUUCCUACUCUGAGAUGUUGCAAUUGGCAACAUGGCUUAUGGGAUUGUGUAACCUAGGAGAUGAAUACCUCCUAAGUUUAUGGAAAAGGUCGGGCCGCAUCAGUCUGGAGGAGUUGCACAGAUCGAUUGACUUCUCGAAUAUGUGGUUGGGCUCCAUUAAUCACCAAGCAGAUCUUGCAGCAGGGAUUGUUGCGGCUUGUCUUAAUUUUGGCUUGCUUGGUCGCAAUCUAUCUCAGUUGUGCCAAGAAAUUUUGCAGAACGAAGCCACUGGAGUUGAAAUAUGUAAAGAAUUUUUGUCCCUGUGCCCUAACCUUCAAGCUCAAAAUCCGCAGAUUCUUCCAAAAAGCAGGGCACACCAGGUUCACCUUGAUCUUCUGCGAGCAUGCUGCGAGGAACAGAUGGCUUCUGAAAUGGAGCACAAAGUUUGGGCUGCUGUUGCCAAUGAAACUGCUUUGGCAGUGAGAUAUGGCUUUAAAGAAAAUCUAUUUGAAUCCUCCAGUCAGCCCUCUGCAAUGGGACAUGCAGCAAGCACAUCUGAUGAUACUUUUGAGCGAUCUUUUCACCUCAGGAAGGUGAAGGUUGAGUUACCUGUUAGAGUAGAUUUUGUUGGUGGUUGGAGUGAUACUCCUCCAUGGAGCUUGGAACGAUCUGGGUGUGUACUGAACAUGGCAAUAAAAUUGGGAGGCUCUCUUCCUGUUGGCACAAUAAUAGAAACAACAAAAAGGACCGGGCUAUUGAUUAAUGAUGAUGCAGGAAAUGAAUUAUAUAUUAACAAUAUUUCCUCAAUUGCACCUCCAUUUGACAGCAGUGAUCAAUUUCGGUUAGUCAAAUCCGCAUUGUUCGUAACUAAUGUUAUAAAUCAGAAGAUUUUUCAAUCUACAGGCUUGCAUAUAAAGACAUGGGCCGACGUCCCUCGUGGUAGCGGCCUGGGGACUUCCAGCAUCUUAUCAGCGGCUGUUGUAAAAGCUCUUCUUCAAAUAACCGAUGGAGAUGAUAGUAAUGAAAAUGUAACCAGACUUGUAUUAGUCUUGGAACAGAUCAUGGGCACUGGAGGUGGCUGGCAAGAUCAGGUUGGCGGUCUCUAUCCUGGCAUUAAGUUUACUUCAAGUUUUCCUGGAAUCCCUUUGCGGCUUCAAGUCAAUCCCCUGCUUGCUUCGCCUCAACUGAUUAAUGAAUUGCAACAACGGCUUCUUGUUGUAUUUACUGGCCAGGUCCGACUUGCUCACCAAGUCCUACAGAAAGUGGUGAUUCGUUAUCUCCAACGAGAUAACCUACUCAUUUCCAGCAUUAGACGGCUUGUGGAACUAGCAAAGAUUGGGAGGGAAGCUCUAAUGAAUUGUGAGAUUGAUGAGGUAGGGGAUGUAAUGCAGGAGGCAUGGAGGCUGCAUCAGGAGCUUGAUCCAUAUUGCAGCAAUGAAUUUGUGGACAAGCUUUUUGCAUUUUCUGAUCCAUAUUGCCUUGGGUACAAGCUUGUCGGGGCUGGCGGCGGGGGAUUUGCGUUAAUGCUGGCUAAAACUGCUGAAUCUGCAAAGAAGCUGAGACAUUUAAUUGCUGAAAAUCCUGAGUUGGAUGUUGAAGUUUACGAUUGGGAAAUAUAUUUACAGAAAUAGUGGUCUUUAGUUGGUGCUUAUUGUGUGUACAAGCAAGAAUUGCACUAUGUUUUGAUGUUGUUUCUUGGUUUUCCAAUAUUUCCUUUCAGAAUUUGAGUUUUAGUCCAAAGUGGGGUAAUUGCAUGAAAGAGUUUUUUGGUGAA
Messenger RNA from Sesamum indicum (sesame), 3586 nucleotides. It is a transcript of the gene FKGP, whose product is annotated as L-fucokinase/GDP-L-fucose pyrophosphorylase. Lineage: Eukaryota; Viridiplantae; Streptophyta; Magnoliopsida; Lamiales; Pedaliaceae. The record is from RefSeq and is a predicted model, not a curated record. Gene Ontology annotation, molecular function: ATP binding; fucokinase activity. Gene Ontology annotation, biological process: GDP-L-fucose salvage.